AUGAUCAGAUCACCUUCAGAUCUUCAGAUCAGCAUCAGAUCAUCAGAUCAUCAUCAGAUUUCCUUCAGAUCUUCAGAUCAUCAUCAGAUUAUCAUCAAAUCAUCAUCAGAUCAUCUUCAGAUCAUCUUCAAAUCACCUUCAGAUCAUCAUCAGAUCAUGAUCAAAUUAUCUUCAGAUCAUCAGAUCUUCAGAUCAACUUUAGAUCUGAUGAUCAUCAGAUCAUCUUCAGAUCAUCAUCAGAUCAUCAUCAGAUCAUCAUCAGAUCAUCAUCAGAUCAUCAUCAGAUCAUCAUCAGAUCAUCAUCAGAUCAUCAUCAGAUCAUCAUCAGAUCAUCAUCAGAUCAUCAUCAGAUCAUCAUCAGAUCAUCAUCAGAUCAUCAUCAGAUCAUCAUCAGAUCAUCAUCAGAUCAUCAUCAGAUCAUCAUAA
Messenger RNA from Leptopilina boulardi, 426 nucleotides. RefSeq lists its product as uncharacterized. Lineage: Eukaryota; Metazoa; Arthropoda; Insecta; Hymenoptera; Figitidae. The coding region runs from base 1 to 426 and encodes 141 amino acids. The record is from RefSeq and is a predicted model, not a curated record. The transcript has a single exon.